Molecule: messenger RNA, 1422 nt
Organism: Seriola dumerili (greater amberjack)
Lineage: Eukaryota; Metazoa; Chordata; Actinopteri; Carangiformes; Carangidae
Gene: erfl1
Product: ETS translocation variant 3-like protein
Exons: 5
Coding region: 1-1422 (473 amino acids)
Biological process (GO): cell differentiation; regulation of transcription by RNA polymerase II
Cellular component (GO): nucleus
Molecular function (GO): DNA-binding transcription factor activity, RNA polymerase II-specific; sequence-specific DNA binding
Source: RefSeq, a predicted model, not a curated record
AUGGACUGUAACUGCGUCAGUGAUCUGCUGCUCCCCCCGGUGCCCGCACUCUGGACGCCAGGGUUCGCCUUCCCAGACUGGGCCUACAAGCCUGAGUCGAGCCCCGGCUCCAGACAGAUCCAGCUGUGGCACUUCAUCCUAGAGCUGCUGCAGAAGGAAGAGUAUCAGGGGGUGAUCGCAUGGCAGGGAGACUACGGCGAGUUUGUCAUCAAGGAUCCAGACGAGGUGGCUCGGCUGUGGGGGAUAAGGAAAUGCAAACCUCAUAUGAACUAUGACAAGCUGAGCAGGGCACUGAGGUAUUACUACAACAAGCGCAUUUUGCACAAAACUAAAGGGAAACGUUUCACCUACAAGUUUAACUUCAGUAAGGUCGUGCUGGUGAACUACCCCAUCCUGGACAUGGCCAACUCUCCCUUCUUCCUGGCCCAGAAUCACUUCAAUGGCGGCUCCACCGCACCAGACUGCACCCCAGAGGCCAUACAGUCCCUGUUUCCCCGCUUGCCAGACUCCGGCAGAGGAACAUCCCUGUUUGAUCGAGGGACCACGGCACCGGGGCCUGAAGGAGACAAGCUGAGACUGGACACAUUCCCUUUCCUCAGUUCAGGUGCCCCAUGCUACUCCAAACCCCCGUCCCUGCUGGGCCCGUACCCUCGCAACCCACCCUUUGACUACCCCUGGGGCUUCAACCCCUACCUCCCAGGGGCCUUCUCUCUCAAUAACUGCCCCAAACUGCCCCCUGGCUCCCUCUACCCCUCCCAGUUUUACCCCAACCCUUUGCAGAGCAGCCUUUCCCAGCUGCCUCACCCCUUCUCCUCCCUGCUCCCCCCAGGGGAAGCAGGUGGGGGUGAGAGGGGAGCAUCGGGGCAAACUGGAGGGACGAACGGCACAGCGGGUGGUCAGCCAGCCAGACUCUGCCUGCCACCCUACCCAGGGAGCCUGUCGAUGGCUCGGACGGACAUUGGCAACGGGGCGACACUUGGGGAAAGGGAAAGGGUGGAGACCAAUCCUCCUGGCACGGGGCUGAGCCUGGGGCUUGGAGCGGUCGGGCUGGGAUCCGGGACUGGGACAGACCAACAGAGCCCCACAGAGAGGAGGGGGGGGGUGAAGCAGGACCCGGAGUCGGACUCAGACCUGGAGAUCACAGAUCUGAGCGACUGCAGCUCGGAGAAUGAAAACGAGCAUGAAUUUGGCAUCGGGAAGGAAUCCAGCCUGGCAAACCGAUCACAGAUUGUGUUGGAUGGAAAGAAAGGGAGCGUGCUGCCACCCAUCUCCUCGCUCCCUCCAACAGUGUCUCCACAUCCUCUGAAGAGCCUGAUUCCCAUCACUCCUCCUCCGCCCUCCCUGGCUCCGUCGCUCUCCCCUUCCAUGGCUCUGCAUGAAAGACACAGGGAGACAGAGACUCUCAAAAUGAUACACAGCUAA